CUGCCGCUCCUGCGAGUGGCAGGCUGGAGAGGGUUUGUGUUCACGAGGAAGUGUGGUUUCAUGACUGCAGCUUCUGCAAGGGGAUCGGAGGCCACCCUGGAGCUUUGACAAGAACAGGCACAGAAUCCAGCAGUGAAGUCAUUCAAGCCACAGACAUGAAAUGAACACCUACUUGGUGCCAGACCCCAGGCCAGGUGUUAGAGUCACAGAAAUGGCACUGACCACGUCCUGCCUAUGUGCUGGCAGUGGGUGGUGACGAACCGUUCCAGUGAGCAGUUCUUUUAGGCCUGGCUGUCAGUUUGUGGUAGUGAAAGAGAAUCCCGGAUGUGGAGUCAGGCUGUCUGAAUUCUUGUCGUCCAGGGAAUGUGGUCCUCUGCCACCAAAACAUCAGGAGAAAUGGACAAGCCGCUGAUCAGCCGCCGCCUGGUGGACAGUGAUGGCAGCCUUGCUGAAGCCCCCAGUGAGGCCCCUAAAGUGGGCAUCCUGGGCAGCGGGGACUUUGCCCGCUCCCUGACCACGCGCCUGGUGGGCUCUGGCUUCGGUGUGGUGGUGGGGAGCCGCAACCCCAAACGCAUGGCCGGGCUGUUCCCCUCAGCAGCACAAGUGACUUUCCAGGAGGAGGCGGUGGGCUCCCCUGAGGUCAUCUUUGUGGCCAUGUUCCGGGAGCACUACUCCUCACUGUGUAGUCUCAGCAGCCAGCUAGCCGGCAAGAUCCUGGUAGAUGUGAGCAAUCCCACAGAGCAGGAACACCUUCGGCACCGCGAGUCCAACGCUGAGUACCUGGCCUCCCUUUUCCCCACCUGCUCGGUGGUCAAGGCCUUCAAUGUCAUCUCCGCCUGGACCCUGCAGUCUGGCCCGAGGGAUGGCAACAGGCAGGUGCCCAUCUGCAGUGACCAGCCGGAAGCCAAGCACACUGUCUCAGAGAUGGUGCACGCCAUGGGCUUCACACCCGUGGACAUGGGGUCCCUGGUCUCAGCCCGGGAGGUGGAGGCCAUGCCCCUGCGCCUCCUCCCGGGCUGGAAGGUGCCGGCCCUCCUGACCCUGGGGCUGUUGGUCUUCUUCUACGCCUACAACUUCGUCCGGGACGUGCUGCACCCCUACCUGCAGGAGGGCAAGAACAAGUUCUACAAGCUCCCGGUGUCCGUGGUCAACACUACGCUGCCGUGCGUGGCCUACGUGCUGCUGUCGCUGGUCUACCUGCCCGGCGUGCUGGCGGCCGCCCUGCAGCUGCGGCGCGGCACCAAGUACCGCCGCUUCCCGGACUGGCUGGACCACUGGCUGCAGCACCGCAAGCAGAUCGGCCUGCUCAGCUUCUUCUGCGCCGCGCUGCACGCGCUCUACAGCUUCUGCCUGCCGCUGCGCCGCUCGCACCGCUACGACCUGGUCAACCUCGCCGUGAAGCAGGUCUUGGCCAACAAGAGUCAUCUCUGGGUGGAGGAGGAGGUCUGGCGGAUGGAGAUCUACGUCUCGCUGGGAGUGCUGGCGCUCGGCACGCUGUCCCUGCUGGCCGUCACUUCGCUGCCGUCCAUUGCUAACUCGCUCAACUGGAGGGAGUUCAGCUUCGUGCAGUCCACCCUGGGCUUUGUGGCCCUGGUGCUGAGCACCCUGCACACGCUCACCUACGGCUGGACCCGCGCCUUUGAGGAGAGCCGCUACAAGUUCUACUUGCCUCCCACCUUCACGCUCACACUGCUGGUGCCCUGCGUCGUCAUCCUGGCCAGGGGCCUGUUCCUCCUGCCCUGCGUCAGCCGCAGACUCUCCAAGAUCCGGAGGGGCUGGGAGAAGGACGGCGCCAUCAAGUUCACGCUGCCCAUGGACCACACCCUGGCCCAGAAGACCAGCCACGUGUGAGGUGCCUGCGCCCGGCGCCGGAAACCAGACGGGGCAGGACGGUGCCCUGAGCCUGUCAGGGCUUCUUUUCUUGACCGUGCAGUGUGAUGAGAUUGUGCACAAACUGGCGGUUUGAGGUCCGAAUUCCUGGAACGCAAAUGUAUGUAGUAAUAUGCAGAAUGACACGUGCGUGUGAUGUAUAUGUUCCUAUAUAUUUCAUAUGUAUAACAGGAUUUGCAAUUAUAUUUACUUAGCUAAAAAGUUGAGUCCCUGAGAUUUCAACUGGUAGAUGUAAAAGCAAGUGCCAGAUGUCUGGAGAACAGCAGCUCGCACUGUCGUGACAUUUGCAGAGAUAUUCACAUGCUUUUUUGCACAGAGAAGGCAGUGAGAGGCUUGUACCUUGGUGGAUUCGAUCCAUGGGUGCCCCCCAACCCCUUUCUGCUCCUUUCCCAAGGCUUUUGCCAGGCUGGGACUCUGAGGUGGCAGGGCAGACAGCAACUCUGCCUGGAGCCCAAUGCGGGUGCACGGGGCUGAAGAGUCGCCGGUAAGCAGCGGCUGCGGCUCCUGCCUCGUCCACCUUCCAUGGCAGCAGGAUGUCAAGCUGGGGAGCAAGGGCACUGGGGGCCGAGCCUGGCGUCUGCGUGCUGAGAGCCCUCUGCCUGGCGUGGAGGGGGAGGGGGUGUGUGUUGGGGCUGAAGCUGCUCCCCCAAUCCUCCCUGAGCUGGCAAGAUUUUUUCCUGAAAGUCAGAAGUCACCACAGCAGCUGCAAAUUGAUCCUCCUGUGGGAGUGUGAAGUCACCUCCUUGCCGGAGCCACUAAUGAACCCCAUCUUGAGAACGAGUGUAAUUUCUUUCCUUCCUUUAAGUUGGUGAUGACCAUUCUUUCGACCACUGUGCCUUCUCACCUUUUAGAUCAUUAGUUUGACUGUCUCCCAGGAAUGCCUAGAGCAGACCCUGUAAAAGUGAGUUCAAGUGGGAGGGGGACACACAAGAGCACGCGCAGUGUUGCAGCUGAGCCUUUCUCAGGACCAGCCCAGGGCGCUGAAGGACUGAUUGUCCUCAUUAAAUUGGUCCUAUGGAAAAACACCGGGAACCUCUUCAGAUGGCCUCUGCUGCCUCUGGACAAAGAACCUGCCUUUCGAGCGCCCAGAAAACCACUAUGGCUCCAAGUUCCUCCUAACAGAGGGUUACGUUUCAAAAGAGUCAGGAGAGUCUUUUCCGCCAAAGCUCCAGACUUGAAACGCUGCUGCCCCAAAGCACAAGAGGCUGGACCACAGCCAGGGCCACAGGACGCACGUCCUCGAAUCAUAUGCCAUCCCUCACUGAUUCGUACUGAAACUGACUUUACUUCUUCCCCUGCAGAGAAACAGCUGUUCGUGGCUGAGCCCCCAACCCCUGGCAGAACCAGGAGAUCUGCCAUCUCUGCUGAAAAAGCCCCUUUGAACACAAAGGCUGGGAGGUCCUGAUGGAAGACAUCAGUGAGAUGCGCACUGACUCUACUGCAAAUGCUGGUCACACUUAUAUUUCUUAGGUCUCCUGAGCCGGAGGGCAUCUUAGGAUGGAACAAAGAGAGUCGAGCCGGCAAAGGCUGACCAGAUAAUGUUACAAGGAGAGGAUGCCCCUGCUCCCCCAGGAAGGCUUCAUGAGCUCAUGUCUGUGGAGCGCAUUAGGGUCCUUUAGUGAAAAGGAAAAAAAGAACCCAAGUGCAAGAAUAUCUCAUUAGGCCAGUGACUGAUGGAGGGGAGGCAGAGCAGGCGCAACUGUCUGCUUCCUGCAGAUGUUUUCCAUCGGCUGCUCCAAGGCUGAGCAGCAGAAGCUUGUCUCCUAAAUUGGCCCUGAUGGAGCGGCAGCCGUGGCCCUCAGAGGCUCACUGAAAAGGAGGCGGGCGAAGCAGAGGUUUCAGCAUUUGCUUGGCAAAAUGAGGGCCCAUCAAUUUCCUGCUGAUAGGAAGCAGGGAGAACCUGGGCAACAGGCAUCUCCCCCCCCCCCCCCCCCAAGGAUCGCUAACCCUAGACAGUAUUGGCUGCCUUCCUUCUCCGGCCCUCCCUGGGCCCAGAGAUGGUUCCUCAUACCAAAGAUGCCAACACAUGGCCGAGUCCAGUGUGUUCCCUCCCCUUCCCUGCCCACCUUCUGCUGUGGGUGCUCCUCAGGAGGGAAAGGAUUCCAAGGUGGGUGACAGGAGGGCACAAGCAGGUUCAGCAGAGGGCCUGGCCACCUACCAAUCGGACAAUCAGCUCAUGAAAGUCAGGGUGGGCUGUGUGCUUGACUUUGAUCUUUGUCUGCCGCUGCUCUUCCCUACCUCACCCGGCCGCUGGCAACAGCAUCCCCAAGAGUAAAUUCCCUUAGAGCCUGGUAAGUUCUACGUGCCUCUGGGUACAAAAGUGCCUGACCCAACAUGCUCUGGAAAUCCUAAAUGCCGCGGUCCGAGGUUGACGUUUAAAAUCUAUGCUCAUGUUGAAAGAGUGUGUAUUUUGUUUUUACCUUGUAGAGCUUGUCUAAGAAGCAGCGAAAAUAAACACCUAACCUUCCGUGAAUUUCAGGCUUUUCUUUGUAUUCUGUCAAUCACCUGGCCACCCAUUCCUUCACUGCCUCCAUGGGCCUUCUGAUUGGAGCUUGUUGAGUCAGGCAACGUGCAAGGCCAGCGCAGAAUGAUCUGGGCUAGAGCGCGGCUCACAGGAGGGGCAGACGUACAGACCUACAGCAAUAGGCCAGUAAGGACACGGGUGAGAUCCCGGUGGCACAGUGCAGGAGCAUGUGAAAGGAGCACCCAAGGCCCACGGAGGGGCGGGGAAGGCUUCCUGGAGGGAGUGCUGUGGUCUGAAAGCUGCAGCCCUGAGUGUAGGUUAGAGCAGCAGGGCUUCUCAAACUAUUAUGUGCAAGGGAGUCACGUAGGGAUCUUGUUCACGGGUCCAGGUGAGGCCCGAGACUGUGCAUUUCUAAUAAGGUCCCAGGUGACACUGAAGGUGUUGAUCCUCGGACACUCUGAGUUACAAGGGCUCUCAGCUGGCUUCCUUCGUCUCUGCCGUGCUGUAGUCCACAGCCCACAAGCAGCCACGCCAGUCUCUGCCCCAUUCAUCUUCCCCACGACCCUGGUUCCCUGGCUGUGCUGGGAGGGAUGCCUCUGCAUACUGCCAAUGCUGCUGCGACCCCGUUGUUCUCUUAAAGGCAGAGGGAGUUCACGCUCACCAGAGCCGCCGCCCUGCCCUCCGUGCUCCACACAGGAUGCCCCCGGGGUGUGCUGCAUGUCAGGCCUGAGUCCAUCAGGAAACAGGAACUCUCUUCAGAGAACACCCAACUGUCAUGCGGUCAAGCUCUUCCACUGAAGCAACCAGAAUUGUCUAACUGUGUAGGGAAGAAAACCAGAAACCCAUGUGCAGAAGGAAGUCUAGUGGCUAAAAACCAGUUCUUGGGAACAAUAACCAAAAGAUGGCCUUGCCAUUUUGAGCCCAUGAUAAGGAUUUUCUAAAGAAGGAACCAUGGCCAGAAAACAACUUCACUACAGAUGAUUUUCAACAGAAAAAAACCUUGUGCUUGGAGGUUUGUUUUUCUAUUUGGUGUCCUCCUACGUCUAACGCUGGGAGAGUAAAGUUUAAAAAGAAGCAUAAAAUAGUUGAAAAACAGCCACUAUUCGGGUAGCUCACAUAAGAACUAAGAAGCAACCAAAAUAACUCGUAUUAGUUAGAGAGAAGAAUUAUCAUUCAGCUCUUUGACAAGCUGACUCUUUUCCAAAAGCAACGAAGUGGGCCCUUGGAAGGGCGGAGGCUCCUUGCACUGGGGCGCGUCCCUGGUCUCCUCACAGAGAGAGUUGGUGCCAGUAGAGCAGAACGCAGUCCCACCAGACCAGCACCAACUUCUCCUAACAAAUAUGUUGAAAAUCUCUUUUUACUAACCUAAAAUGAAAUUCAGAAAUAAUAAAAUCUACCUAUGCAUAUAGUUUUUAAAAUCAACUUAAGGUCUUAAUUGAAAUUUAAAGUAGAAAUAAAGAUAUUUACACUAAAAAUAUAUAACUCUAAAAAUGAAUAGUAAUUAUUAUAAGUAAUAAUCUUAUAAUAAAUGAGUUGGUUUUAAGACAAAUGCAAUGAUAUUCAACUAAACAUCGUUGACCCUCUAUGACAUAUUUUAAAAAUAAGGGCUAAAGAAUGUGUGUGUGUGUGCUCAUACACAUGCUUGUGUGGACGCAUGCACACACUGUGUGUUUGAAACAGUGUUGAAUACGGUGGAGAAGUCAAGUAGGGUGGAGACCAAUAAAUUUCCACUGGAUUUGGAAAUAUGGAAA
Equus quagga is the source of this 6105-nucleotide messenger RNA. RefSeq names its product STEAP3 metalloreductase (gene STEAP3). NCBI's taxonomy places the organism in Eukaryota, Metazoa, Chordata, Mammalia, Perissodactyla, Equidae. The transcript is spliced from 8 exons. Gene Ontology annotation, biological process: copper ion import. The record is from RefSeq and is a predicted model, not a curated record. Gene Ontology annotation, molecular function: cupric reductase (NADH) activity; ferric-chelate reductase (NADPH) activity. Gene Ontology annotation, cellular component: endosome; plasma membrane. The coding region runs from base 364 to 1851 and encodes 495 amino acids.